CGAUCGAUUCAUUCGUCCGCAAUAAUUUCCGGUACGUUUUGUCACUCGAAUACGAUGAAAAUGGUUUCAUAAGGAUCUCAAGGUGAUAAAUAGUUGACGUUAUUGAAGUCAUCUGAAUCAUAUUGUCAUGGAGGACAGGCAUUCAUCGCAGGUGUCUCAGAAUCCAUUUGUAGCUCUCUUUCCCUCUGUUGAAAAGGCUGAAGAGUACAGCACCACACACACACAGUCAAUAACUGUAUCGCUGAAAGAUGCGGGAAACAGUGAUUCUAAAACUGGGUCAGGGCAUGCUGAGGUGGAAACGUUAAAUGAUGAGAAAGACAGAAUGUGGAUGGUGAAUGACAUGCUUCAGCGAGUGUUUCUUAUCACUGUAGAUGAAGAUAGUGAUCGUGUGGGAAAAAGACAAUAUGGUGGUCUGCCAAAGAGGUGUGUUUAUUUACGGAAUACUGCUGGUGACAGAGAAUUACCCAUUCUGCAGUGGAUUAACAUUGAUGAAGCCAUCAUGGAAAGACUGAGCAUGUCUCACCCACGAUCCCAUGUUAUGAUUACUGGUGGUGCCCGUAUGACAUCGCUUACUGCCGAGAUUGAAGCAGGAGAAGUUGCAAUCAUAAAAUACUUGGCUUCCUGUUAUAGAAGAGCUUUUGAAGAGUGCAAGAAAUGGAAGGAAAAGGAUUCCACUCUUCUGGAAAUGGCAGAAAGAGCAAAGACACUAGCACUUUCAUAUGCGGGGACGUGUUUGUUAAGCCCAGAAAUGUUUCCUAAGGGAGAUACUCAUAAGCAGCUAUUUCAGCUGAUGUUAACCAUGCAAGGAGAUCAGGUUUUGGCAGAAUUCCUGGAUGGGCUUGUUCAGGAACAUCAACGGCAGGAUGAUCUAGUCAGUAUGUUCUCUCCAGUGCUUGUCAUGUUAGCUGAAAGAAGCAAAGAUCUUUCAUCACUUCUUCAGUCUGAAAUUCGCACCUACAUUGAUGUCCUUCUGUUCUUCGCAAAACACACAGGACUGGCAGAGAUCCUUGUUUCCUCAAGAUUCUGGCUUCCUCCUAAAUCACCAAUAAGUGCUAUUCAAGGCCAUGCCUUUGAGAAACAAACUCUGUUAGGAUUUCUGUUGGGAUUGACCAGUAUGUCUAGGGAUCCAAGCAAGCCUUCAGAAUUCUUCCAGAGACCAACCGAGCAGAGUCAUGCUGAGAUGCAAGCUACUAUGGCUAACUUGCGUACACACUUGGAUUCUUUAUCAGAAAAACUCCACAAGGUGAUUAUGGAAAUCAUAAAAAGAUCAAAUUUGACUAAACACCAAGUUCUUCACUGGUUUGGAGCAUGUCUACAUGGAAACAUCACAAGAAAGAAGAUGAUGGCUGAGUUUUUUGCCACAACUCAGGCACAAGAUGGAUUUUUUCUUAACCUCAGCACUUUGCUCCUUAAAAUAUGCCAGCCUUUCAUGGAUCCUUGCUCACCAAAGCUUCUGAAAAUCAACCCACAAUACUGUGCUGUGAAUGUUGGUGUUGAGGGGAUUGCACAAGAAGACACUGGCUUGCAUGUUGUUGGACUUGAUGGUGAAACAAGACUUGUGGUACCUCCUGAUGAAGAACCCAUAACAUUAAGGGGUACACCGGCAUUUGGAUUUGUGACAGAGUGUUUCUUCAUGACACACCAUUGCCUCAGUCUUGGUUUAUGGAAGGUCUGUGAAAAAUACAGAAAACUCAUGAAUGAAUUAGCACAAAUGCAGCAGGUGUAUCAAGAUGCUGCUGCACAUGGUUCUGAAGGAGUGUUGGUCGAGAGACUGAAAGUUCAGUUUGAAAAUAGCAUCAUCAAACAACUGUCACUAAAGACACAUCUUCUGAACCCUUCUUUAAUCGAACUUGGUCUGCGAUUCUACAUAGCAACUGCAUCAUGGCUAAACCAACUGGCAUUGGCUGGUGAUAGCUUUGAUGAAAUGACGUCUUUUAAAGAAGUGGAAAUUCCUCUCCCUACUGAGACUCCUACUGGACUCCUGUUUGUCCCUGAGUUCAUUGUGGAAAACAUGGCAGACUUUAUCAUUUUUCUCAGGCAUUUUAGUGAGGAAACUCUGGAGAGGGCUGGAUCAUCUCUUGACCAUCUUGUCACAUUUUUCAUUAUUUACAUGGGGAGUCCAGAACGAGUGCGAAACCCACAUCUCAGAGCAAAACUGGCAGAGACUCUAGAGGCAUUGGUACCAAUCCAGAAGUCCAAGAACUCCGCUGGUCUGUUAUCUGUCUCACCAGUCAAUAUGUUCAACAGGCAGAAAGCAUUCUUACAACACAAGGUUGCCCCAGCCUACCUUCCACGGGCUCUCUUACAGCUGUUUGUAGACAUUGAGUUCACAGGACAUUCAAUGCAGUUUGAGCAGAAGUUUGGUUACCGCCAUCACAUGUAUUCUGUGCUGCAGUUUAUGUGGAAAGAAGAAAAGUACAGAGAAUCUCUGACGAAAUUGGGAGAUGAGGCAGCUGAUGAAAGAAGGAAAAUGACAACAAAUGUUAUACCCUUGUUCCUUCGCUUCCUUAACUUGUUGAUUAAUGAUUCUAUAUUUCUGCUGGAUGAAGCUCUUCAGUAUAUGGCAACUUUAAAGAAAAUGCAGGCAGAGAAAGACAGUGGAGAGUGGGAGAGUUUAAGUGACCAGGCACAACAACAGAUGCAGCAGGAGCUUCAACACACAGGUGGAAUGGCUCGCAGUAACAACAUCCUGGCCAAUGAGACAGUCCAUGCACUGAGCUACAUGACAGCUCAGGUUAAGAGACCAUUUCUUAUUGGAUGCAUGCUAAGAAGGACUGCUGAUAUGCUGAAUUACUUUCUCUUGAGACUGGUGGGACCAAAGAUGGGUGAGCUGAAGGUGAAGAAUUUAUCAGAGUUUCAUUUCAAGCCACAGCAACUUGUCUCAGAUAUAAUUGACAUGUAUCUUAACCUUGGUGAAGAAGAAUCCUUCUGCAGAGCAGUGGCUACAGACAAACGGUCAUACUCCCCCAACUUAUUUAAACAGUCUGAGAGAGUUUUAAAGUUGAUUGGAAGACCAACAUCAGUGAUUUUUAGACUUAGUGAACUUGCCUCUCGCAUAGAUGAGUUGGCGCAGCAAGAGGAAGAGGAAGAAAUACCAGAACCACCCGAUGAGUUUGUUGAUCCCAUAACAAACAUGCUGAUGAGUGAUCCUGUUAUUCUAACUACAUCAAAUAAUGUGGUUGACAAAUCAACCAUUUGUCGUCACUUGCUAAGUGAUCAGAAAGAUCCGUUCAACCGCAGUCCUCUUACUCUUGAAAUGGUGCAGCCGCACACUGAGUUGAAGACAAAAAUACAGCAAUGGCUGGCAAGUGUUAAAGGUCAAAAGAGAAUGUGACCUUAGAGUAAAAAUUCUCCUUAACUGGUUAUUGUACAUUUUGUACAUGAUAGUGGGGAGAAUUUAGUCUUAUACAUAAUUUAUUAUUUAGUUAGAAAUUAAGAAGCCUUCUUGCUAAAGUGGAAAAUACAUUCCAUGGUCUUUGAAUGCCUGGUAAAUUGCUGCCACCUAACUGUUUUUGUCAUUGUCAUUAUUGUCAUCAUUUCCACCACCAAUAACAACAUUUCUGGAAAACAACAAAGAAAACUGGAAACAUUCACUUACCAUGGAUAGCAAUGGCUAACUGAGGCAGGAGGUUUUAAAGUAAAUAUAUUUAAAAGUAUUAUCUAAACAUGGCAGUAGUGAUGGGGUAAUGAAAAUGCUUUAACAAACAGGGAAAUAAUGGAAGAACCACAGUUCAGGCUGGGUAUCUUAAUUAAGUAAUAAACAAGCACACUUUUAGAAAUAUUAUAAUUAUGAUUUUAAUUACAGUUACUGUUACCCUGGAAACCACAAUGUUAAAACUUUAGUACCUGUUGGAAUAAUAAUAGUUACCGAUAAUUUCAUGAAAACAUUUUGAUUGAUAGGUAAAGUGUAUGAUAUCACAUUACUUUUUUAGCUUAUCUCUGUGACGGGUUUCUAACUUAAAUCAUUGCAGUUAUGUUUCACAUGUUCGUGGUUGUUAAUACUGUUGGAUCUCUUUAAUUUAACCGUCCCAUUUGCAAGAAUGAUUACUAUCUGUUUAAGUUUGUGACAGACAGUAGGAUGAAUGAGCAAAGGUGGACAUCUUCACAUAGACAGGGUCUAGUUUAUCAGCUCCAUGAGGAUAUUAUCGUUUCAUUUGCAUCUCCCAGAAAUCAAGUAACAUAACUUCAAACUGUAGAAGCAGAUCUUGAGGUAUACUUAUGCCCUUCCAUCAAUUUGUUAUAAGGUUAGACUGUUGUAUGUACCUCAUCAUAACAUUUGAAAGUCUUGAAAGUAGUAUUUAAAGGUGCAAGUUCAAAGUCAAUAAACAGAUGACAUGCUAGUAUGUCAUUCAGUCAAUCCUGAGCAAGUGUUUUAAGAAAAAAAUUCUUGGCAUAUGUGUAAGAGAUUUAAAAAUAACUAUAACAAUCUUAAAAACAGUUACAUUAUUACUAAUAUUGUUCACAAUAAAUUUUACUUACCUAAAAACAA
Messenger RNA from Orbicella faveolata, 4489 nucleotides. RefSeq names its product ubiquitin conjugation factor E4 A-like. Gene Ontology annotation, molecular function: ubiquitin-ubiquitin ligase activity. NCBI's taxonomy places the organism in Eukaryota, Metazoa, Cnidaria, Anthozoa, Scleractinia, Merulinidae. The record is from RefSeq and is a predicted model, not a curated record. Gene Ontology annotation, biological process: ubiquitin-dependent protein catabolic process; ERAD pathway; protein polyubiquitination. Gene Ontology annotation, cellular component: cytoplasm; ubiquitin ligase complex; nucleus.